AUGGGCGGAGGUUACGUCUAUUCACCACCAGCUUACCAACCCUCGUACUCUUCGUCAUACUCGAGUUAUCCUGGGUACUCUGGCUAUUCUGGGUACACUGGCUAUCCUGGUUACUCAGGAUACUCCAGCUAUGGGCCUCGUCCUUAUUACAACUAUGGCAACGGUAAGUUAACUUAAAGUUUUAUGUUCAACUUUUUAAAAUUGAAUUUUUAUUUUGAAAGAUGAGUAAGCAAACUACUAUAAUAUAUGAUAAUUGUAUGUCACAGAAGUCUAGCAUUAUAUUCUUUUGCACCUUUGAAAAAAAGUUUUUUGGAAAUAUUUAUCGAUAUUAAGGGAAACAGUAAGCAAUCAUGAACAAAAGUAAACAAUCUUUUCGUACCUAAAAGCAGGAUUGUGAGCAAUCUGAUCCUUGAUGUUUUACAUUACAAAAAAGUAUUUUUUACACUUUAAAUGUCCUAAAUGGCACUUCUAGAAGUUAUUUUAUGUUGUUGUAGGUAAAAGUACUUUAUAUUUGAAUUAUUUCUUAAUCAAGCAACCUUUUGUGACCUUGCUAUUAAACUGUAACAGUAGUAGCAAUGGCUUCAAACUGUAAUUUUGUUUUUAUGUUUUUCGUUUCAGCUCGGUACAACUACAACUAUGGCAAUGGCUACUAUUACUACUACUAA
Molecule: messenger RNA, 665 nt
Organism: Bursaphelenchus okinawaensis
Lineage: Eukaryota; Metazoa; Nematoda; Chromadorea; Rhabditida; Aphelenchoididae
Source: the annotation of a GenBank genome assembly